Molecule: messenger RNA, 945 nt
Organism: Hippopotamus amphibius kiboko
Lineage: Eukaryota; Metazoa; Chordata; Mammalia; Artiodactyla; Hippopotamidae
Product: olfactory receptor 5B2-like
Exons: 1
Coding region: 1-945 (314 amino acids)
Biological process (GO): sensory perception of smell; G protein-coupled receptor signaling pathway
Cellular component (GO): membrane
Molecular function (GO): olfactory receptor activity; odorant binding; G protein-coupled receptor activity
Source: RefSeq, a predicted model, not a curated record
AUGGAGAACAAUACAGAAAUAACUGAGUUCAUCCUGCUAGGACUCACCAGUGCCCCAGAACUGCAGAUCCCCCUCUUUAUCACAUUCACUCUCAUUUACCUCUUCAAUGUGGUUGGAAACCUGGGGAUGAUUGUUUUGAUUCUCAUGGACUCUCGUCUCCACACUCCCAUGUAUUUUUUCCUUAGCAACCUGUCUUUGGUGGACUUUUGUUACUCUACAGCUGUCACUCCCAAGGUUAUGGCUGGAUUCCUUAUAAGAGACAAGGUCAUUUCCUACAACGCAUGUGCUGCUCAGAUGUUCUUUUUCGUAGCCUUGGCCACUGUGGAAAAUUUCCUGUUGGCAUCAAUGGCUUAUGACCGCUACGCAGCAGUGUGCAAACCCCUGCAUUACACCAUCACCAUGACGACAAGCAUGUGUUCUGGUCUGGCCAUAGGCUCCUAUGUCUACAGUUUUCUGACUGCCUCUAUUCACAUUAGGGACAUAUUCAGUCUCUCUUUCUGUAUGUCCAAUCUAGUACAUCACUUUUUCUGCGAUGUUCCAGCAGUCAUGGCUCUCUCUUGCUCUGAUAGACAUCAUAGUGAGCUGAUUCUUGUUUUUGUGACAAGCUUCAAUAUCUUUUUUGCUCUCCUGGUUAUCUUGAUUUCCUACCUGUUUAUAUUUAUGACCAUCCUGAAAAUGCACUCAGCUGAAGGAUACCAGAAGGCUUUAUCCACCUGUGCAUCUCACCUCACUACAGUCUCUGUCUUCUAUGGGACAGCCAUCUUUGUGUACUCCCAGCCCAGCUCCAGUCACUCCAUGGACACAGACAAAAUUGCAUCUGUGUUCUAUACAAUGGUCAUUCCCACGCUGAACCCCCUGGUCUAUAGUUUAAGGAACAAGGAGGUUAAAAGGGCUUUCAAGAAGGUAGUUGAGAAGGUAAAAUUGUCUCUAAGCUUCACCUUCUAA